Molecule: messenger RNA, 7284 nt
Organism: Cherax quadricarinatus
Lineage: Eukaryota; Metazoa; Arthropoda; Malacostraca; Decapoda; Parastacidae
Gene: Alg3
Product: Alg3, alpha-1,3- mannosyltransferase
Cellular component (GO): endoplasmic reticulum
Molecular function (GO): dol-P-Man:Man(5)GlcNAc(2)-PP-Dol alpha-1,3-mannosyltransferase activity
Source: RefSeq, a predicted model, not a curated record
CUCACUGAGGAGUUCUACGUCAGACUUCGUCACGUGUGGACGUCUCUCUCUCGCCUGAGUAUCACUGACAAAUUUCCCCCGUUCUCUCUGGAACGCUUGUCGUCAUCCAUUUCACCCGAGGGGCACCUGUUCAUCAGCGUACUUUUAUCCAGCUCCAUUUUUUCCGCUCUGCGGAAAAUUCUUUAACGGUCUUUGAUGGGAAGCCAUUUAUUGAACUCAGGUGGGAGUGUUGGCGUCCCUCUCUGCUGGGCCUUGGCAAGGUGGUCCACCGGAUCUAAUUGGAAACUUAAGUUUCUGUCUCUGUUCACAAAGGAACUUGUGUUAUUUUCUCUCAUCGCCCAACCUUGGGCAACAAUUUUUCCUGGUACCAUCGAGAAGUCUGACUCGAUACAACGUAUGCUGACAGUGGCACUGAUAAACCCAACACAGAGAGAAAGAAGCCUUACUGAGGGAAGAAUUCAAGAUGCCUCCCACAGAGAAGACUCAGAAAAAGAAACAUCCUUCAUUUUUUGAGAAAAUGAAGCGUCUCCAGCAGGAAUACCUCCGCAAGGACUUCAUUGUUAGCCUCAUCGUCGAUCCUAAAUAUUUUUGGUUAUCAGCUAUUGUGUUUUUAUUGGCAGAGAUAGUUGUAAAUAUUUUGAUCAUCCAGAGAGUUAAAUAUACAGAAAUCGAUUGGGUUGCAUACAUGCAGGAGGUGGAGGGCGUGGUGAAUGGAACAUGGGAUUACACUAAGUUGCGUGGUGACACGGGACCUCUUGUUUACCCAGCAGGUUUUGUGUAUCUGUUCAUGGGACUGUAUCACCUUACAAACACAGGCACUAACAUCCGUCUGGCACAGUACAUUUUUGCUGUGUUCUACAUCAUUACCUUGAUGCUAGUUUUCAGAAUGUUUCACAAGAGCAGAAAGUUACCACCAUAUAUGCUGAUAUUUGUGUGUUGCACAUCAUAUCGAGUCCACUCUAUAUUUGUGUUACGCUUGUUUAAUGACCCCGUGGCUAUGAUGUUGCUUUAUGCAGCCAUGAAUCUCUUUAUUGAUGGCUAUUGGUCUCUGGGAAGCCUCAUUUACAGUCUAGCAGUGUCCAUUAAGAUGAACAUCCUGCUCUUUGCUCCAGCUUUGCUGUUGGCUUACGUCCACUGCCUUGGCUUAAUGGGUACACUCAAGCAACUUGUCAUAUGUGCAGCAGUUCAGCUGGCAUUAGGUGCACCAUUCCUCCUUGCGAACCCAGUAGGGUACAUAAAAAUGUCUUUUGACAUUGGGCGCGUUUUCCUUUUUGAAUGGACUGUCAACUGGAGGUUCUUACCCGAGGAAAUAUUUGUAAAUCCUUGGUUCCAUGCACUGCUGUUGCUGAUACAUGUGGCCCUGCUCAUCAUCUUUGCCAUGACUCAUUGGAAUAGGUACUUAGCAAACUUUGCCACUAUCCAAAGCAUUGGCAUAGAUGCAGACAUGGGGUGUCAACUCUUCAUAUUGCCCAUGUUUGUCAGCAACUUGAUAGGGAUGGCAGCAAGUCGUUCUCUUCACUACCAGUUUUAUAUAUGGUACUUCCACACCCUGCCCUAUAUGCUGUGGUCUACACGCUUCUCUCUCAUGUUCAGAGUGUUGGUGCUUGGAGUUAUUGAGUUGUGCUGGAACACUUACCCAUCUACAUGGUGGAGCUCGGCCUUGCUCCACUGUUGUCACCUCACCAUCCUAGCUGGCAUCUUGUACAACCGGCCGACAGAUAAACGAACUGAGAGACUUAAGAGAGCAUUAGAAAAGAAAGAUUAGAAAAUUUGUUUUGUAUACAUCAUAUUCCAUUGAAAAUGUUGUUGUGGAUGAUUUAUACUCUUUCCAUGAUACCUGAAACUGUUAAAUUGCAAUAAUGAAUGGUACUAUUGAAGGAUUGUAUUUCAUUAUUGCUUAUGCUACUAUCUAUGAAAUACGAGGUAUGAAAAUAUAAUGGAAGAAAAAAGUAUAUCUAGUUAGUUUGUCACUUAAACUGUGGAGCUCAGUAAGUGUAUAUCUCUUUCAUUCCAAUGACAUUAGCUCACAGUAUCUGCUACCAAUGAAUGAAAGAGAUGAGAAGAUAGGUGGCCAAAAGUGAAAAUGGAAGAAAAAUGUAAAUUGCUUAGAAGAGACUGAACUUUGUGUAGUGCCUUAAGAGUUAUGUGAAGGUGGUAUGAUAUAAAGAAACCUGCAAGAAUCCUGGUAGACAGUGGGAAAUUAAUUAUUUGGUUUACUGUAGAUAACUGUCAUUCUGGCUUCAUUUCAGACAUUUUCUGUAAUGCUGGAUGUACCUACUUUGUCCACCCUCUUUAAUGGUCUCACUUUUGUUUCAGAUACACUGUGCUUUCCUAACUGACACCAGUUUGCUUCAUUAACUGUAGCCUUCAUCUUCUCAGCUGAUGUUCUUUCCUCAGCACCUCUACUUCUCUUCCCACCCCUCCAUCUCCUUACCAACCACCAGGCAUCAUUGUAUGAUCCUUAUGUAUUUCACAUUUUCCAUGACUAUACAAUAAAUCCUUGACUUAAGGGACCUUGAUUUAACAGACUUGAGAAAUAUGGGAGAAAAUCUGUUGGGUCAUUUGAUUUGGAAAUGAUAAUUGAAGUCUGUUCAUUACAAAUGUGUCAGUGUUACAGUCACAGCAAAACAGUCUCAUCUCUAUCCAUCACGAUUAUCAUUACCAGCCACCUGAUCCCAUCUGUUAGUCCGUUAGAUCAAGGGUUUACUGUAAUGAUAAUGUGCUUAGCUGUUAUAUGGUUUACUUUUUCAUAGACAUAAGAAUGUUUUUUUGCUUUCUGCAUUUUAGCUUGCUUUUUCUCCUGCAUGUUUGACAGAUUUAAAUAGAGAAUGCUUUAUUUCUAUUAAUAGUAAUUUUAUCUGAAAAUAGUGUUUUGAGUUAAGUUGGUAAUUGCAUUAUAUUAUUUUUAAGAUUGUGCAGUAAAGAACAUUGUUUCACAGAGUAUAGUAUAUCUUUUUCUUUCACAUUGUAAAACUACAAAUGGAGAGGAUGACUAUGAAUGUAGCAGUGUGAAAUAGGGAAGUUCAUGAGAAAAGUUGCAUUGUAAAGAAAGGGGUAGAAGUGUGUGUUUAAGUGUUAGUGUUUAGUGCUGAGAAUUGUCUGGUGUUCAGUGUAGCAAAGGGAAAAUGUAUUCAGCAUACAGUACAUACUAGCUGUUUUUUCAGCUCCUGUUUACUUUGUGAUAGACUUCAACUCAUUGAAGGGCUCCUGAUCAAGCCUGUACUUUUCCGUCCAAGUUGACUUACUGCCUUAUCACUGUGAAUGACUAGUGAAUCACUUAAUUCCUGCCAGUAGUUGUCUGAUGAUAUUAUACUACUGAGAUAUACUUCCAUACACUGCCAUGUGUUAUUAAAGUGCAGUAAUUUCUUUUGCUUUGGAAAUAUUGUGUACCACUUAAAAUUCGUCACACGUUUUUCAAAUAGAGCCUAAAAUUGUGUCCAUGGCAAGAUGGAAACAACACUAUUUAACAUGUUUGUUGUUGAAGGGCAAAUUAAAAUUAUCAAUACACAGCAUUUGUAAGGCAAUAUGAACUCAUAUGCUUUGUAUCAGUUUGAAGUACAUGAGUGCAGCUAAGUAGUAUGUCUGUUUCACAGUUAUUGUGGCAGAUGGAGUAUUGAGUUUCCACUACUGAAUGAGCUGAAUGACUGAUUGGGAUCCAGCAUUUCGCUUUUAUUUUUAACACACUGGCUUUCUCUGACUGAAGUAGGGGUAAUGCAUUUACCUCUAGCACUAUCUAUAAUUUUUUUUUUUUUUAAUCGGCAAUUUUCCACAAAGGCAUGGUGACCUGAAAAAGAAGAAACUUCCAUCAUCACUCACUCCAUCACUGUCUUGCCAGAGGCACUGAUACUACGGUUAGAAAACUGCAACAUAUCUCCACCCCUCCUACUUACACUAAGGUCAGUAGGUCACACUACAUAUAAUUGUACGCGUUUAUGUAUACACACCCACCUGAAUUUUUUUCUAUUUUCCUAAUAGUUCCUGUUCUUAUUUAUUUAUUUUCAUUUCCAUGGGUAAGUGAAAAAGAAAUUUUCCUCCAUAAGUCAUGCGUGUCAUAAGAGGCAACUAAAAUGCCAGGAGCAAGGGGCUAGUAACCCCUUCUCCUGUAUAAAUUACUAAAUGUAAAAAGAAUUUUUUUUUUUUUGGGUCACCCUGCCUUGGUGGAAGAUGGCUGAAGUGUUUUUUUUUUUUUUUAAUGUUGGCCGUUUCCCACCGAGGCAGGGUGACCCAAAAAGAAAGAAAAAACUUUCAUCUUUAACACUUUCACCAUCGCUCAUAUAUUGUAUAAAUCACUGUCUUUGCAGAGGCGCUCAGAUGCAACAGUUUAGACGUCCCUCCAAACUGCCAAUAUCCUAAACUCCUCCUUUAGAGGGCAGGCAUUGUACUUUCCAUUUCUAGGACUCAAGUCUGUCUAACCAUUUUCCCUGAAUCCCUUCACAAAAUAUUACCCUGCUCACACUCCAAUAGCUCAUCAGUUUCCAAAAGCAUUUGUCUCUAUUCACUCCUGUCUAACACGCUCAUGCACACUUGCUGAAAGUCCAAGAUCCUUGUCCACAAAACCUCCUUUACCCCCUCCCUUCAACCUUUUUGGGGAGGACCCCUACCCUGCCUUCGUUCCCCAAUAAAUUUAUAUGCUCUCCAAGUCAUUCUACUUUGUUCCAUUCUCUCUAAAUGACCAGACCACCUCAACAGCCCCUCUUCAGCCCUCUGACUAAUACGUUCAGUAACUCAACACCUAAUUUCCACACUACGAAUUCUCUGCAUAAUAUUUACACUACACAUUGCCCUUAGGGACGACAUCUCCACUGCCCCCAGCCGCCUCCUCGCUGCAGCCCUUACAACCCAUGCUUCACACCCAUAUAAGAGUGUUGGUACCACUAUACUCUCUUACAUUCCCUUCUUUGUCUCCGUGGAUAACUUUCUUUGUCUCCACAGAUAUCUCAGUGCACCACUCACCUCUUUUCCUUCAUCAGUUCUGUGAGUUACCUCAUCCUUCAUAAACCUAUCCACUAGUCAGUCAACUCCCAAAUAUCUAAAAACAUUCACUUCUUCCAUACUCCCUCCCUCCAAUGUGGUAUUCAAUUUUUCUUUAUCUAAAUCAUUUGAUACUCUCAUCACCUUAUUCUUAGCUAUAUUCACUUUCAACUUUCUACCUUUACACUCCCUCCCAAACUUGUCCACUAAUCUUUGCAACUUUUCUUUAGAAUCCCCCAAAAGCAGAGCAUCAUCAGCAAAAAGUAUUUAAUUCCCCAUAAUUUAAUCCCACCUCUCCCAACACCCUAGCACUUACUUCUUUUACAACCCCAUCUAUAAAUAUGUUAAACAAUCAUGGUGACAUAACACAUCCCUGUCUAAGACCUAACCUGAAUCUCACUAUCCUCAUAAAGACUCUUUACAGCAUUUAGUCACUUAUUACCUAUUCCACACACAUAUUCCAUGCAUUUUUUUCUUUUUUAAUAAGUCGGCCAUCUCCCACCGAAGCAGGGUGACCCAAAAAGAAAGAAAAUCCCCAAAAAGAAAAUACUUUCAUCAUCAUUCAACACUUUCACCUCACUCACACAUAAUCACUGUUUUUGUAGAGGUGCUCAGUAACCUACCUCCUGUACCAUACACCUGCAACAUCUGCCACAUUGCCCCCCUAUCCACCCUGUCAUAUGCCUUUUCCAAAUCCAUAAAUGCCACAAAAACCUCUUUAGCCUUAUCUAAAUACUGUUCACUUGUAUGUUUCACUGUAAACACCUGGUCUACACACCCCCUACCUUUCCUAAAGCCUCCUUGUUCAUCUGCUAUCCUAUUCUCCGUCUUACUCUUAAUUCUUUCAAUAAUAACUCUACCAUACACUUUACCAGGUAUACUCAACAGACUUAUCCCCCUAUAAUUUUUGCACACUCUUUUGUCCCCUUUGCCUUUAUACAAAGGAACUAUGCACGCUCUCUGCCAAUCUCUAGGUACCUUACCCUCUUCCAUACAUUUAUUAAAUAAUUGCACCAACCACUCCAAAACUAUAUCCCCACCUGCUUUUAACAUUUCUAUCUUUAUCCCAUCAAUCCUGGCUGCCUUACCCCCUUUCAUUUUACCUACUGCCUCAAGAACUUCCACCACACUCACAACUGACUCUUCCUCACUCCUACAAGAUGUUAUUCCUCCUUGCCCUAUACAUGAAAUCACAGCUUCCCUAUCUUCAUCAACAUUUAACAAUUCCUCAAAAUAUUCCCUCCAUCUUCCCAAUACCUCUAUAUAAUAAUUUACACCAGAUUAAGAACAUCUCUAUGAAUCCACUACAAAAGUACAGUAAUACAUUUAACCAUUUUUGUCAUUUAACUUUUUCCUAUGAAGUUUACCCUUUAGAUUGUGAGUGCUGUCUAGAAUUAGAAUUUUAUUUACAAAGAAUGACAAUAACAGUUAUUGAACUCCCAGUAGAUGUCUUUCAGUUACUGCAUGAUCCAAGAAGAUUUUUCCUGUAUCCCAUAGGCACAGCCAGCUCCACCUUCAAAUUUGCAAUAAAAAAUAAUAGAGUGCAGCGGUGACCCAAAAAAGAAGAAACACUUUCAUCAUCACUCACUCCAUCACUGUCUUGCCAGAGGCAGGCUGACACUACAGUUCAGAACUGCAAAUAUCCUCGCCCUUCCUUCGGAGAUAGGUUGUCACCCUGCCGUGGUGGGAUAUGGCCGUUGCUUAAAAAAAAAAAAAAAAAAAACUUCACUCAUGGUCGUCUACGUUAUAGUUAUUGUUGGUGGUCAGGCAAGGAGCAGAGAGGUAGCUGACCCCUGGGCAUGGACAGGAAGAAAGGUGAGAUCUGUUCAGCUGCAAUUCCUUGCAUUUUACAGCUAAAUCUUGUUUAGUUCUCAGGUGUUGACUUUUUUUUCUUGGGUCAGAUGAGCAAUGCUUAUAUGGUGGUACGUACUGUGAUUUGCUUGGGCUUAGCAGCUGUAGUUUGGUAGAAAGCACCUUGUGUCAGGCAGUUGGAAUAUGAUGACAAAUGAAUGAUGUGGGAAUGCAUACUAUUUUAGAAUAUUUUGUUCUACUGUAGUUGGUUUAUUUUUCUCAGCUUUUAUAUAAUUUUGUAUCUUAACAUAUUCUGCUGUUAAACUUAGCAUUGUUAUGCCAUAUUCUGUCUGUUACCCUGUUGAGUGUGAGAAGGUGUGGAACUGCAAUUGUGAUCAUAGAAAGGUGUAGUAAUUUUAAUUCUGUAUGUUAUGUUACUUGUUAUCUUCAGUUAUCUUGGCUGUUAUGCUAGGGUAUUAUAGCAGGGUAUUUAUAGCAGUGAAAAUAAAACAAUAAAAGAUU